Molecule: messenger RNA, 1430 nt
Organism: Mandrillus leucophaeus (drill)
Lineage: Eukaryota; Metazoa; Chordata; Mammalia; Primates; Cercopithecidae
Exons: 1
Coding region: 737-1111 (124 amino acids)
Source: RefSeq, a predicted model, not a curated record
CCCAUUUUACACGCUGGGGAUGAGUGGCCCAGAGAGGAGGCAGCCACGGCACUUGGAAUAAAUGCUCCCAGCCACUCGAGAGGGCAGAAGUAUCAGGAGUCUGUGGCCCUCUGCAGAGAGCUUUGGGAUCAGACAGCCUCCCACUGAAAUCCAACUGUCCUCCCCCGAGGGGGUGUGCCCCCAAGCCUGUAGCUGUGUGAGGACCCCACAGCACAUUCAGGGAGGGCUGCGAAGUCAGGUGGCGCCAGGGUCCCAGCCAGUGACCGGGCGGCCAGAUCUACUGCAUCCGAAUAGCCAGCUUCCACUCAGCUACAGCGAUUGCCAGACAUGGGAGUUUGGUGUUGCCAGAUCUGAUCUUUUCCCCCCUAACAGAAACCUGGAUUUUUAGGUGAAAUCGCCUGAUUUUUGAAAGGUUGGCUAGCAAUUUAAAUUUUGCAAAACGUGAACACCUGGGGACCACUGGUUGGCAUCCCCUCCUUGUACAAAGUGGUGCUCAGGCUGUAGUGAAGGGCGGAGGGGCUUCCCCUUCCCCCCCACUCCUCUUCCUCCUCCAUUCUUCUGCUUAGAGUCACCCCCUAAUUAUGGUCACUCCCGCUCCUUUCCUCCCCGCCUAUCCUGCGUCUCCCCCACCCCCUCACCAGAGCUAUCCUCAUGACCUUGUGUCUCCCUUUCUCUCUCUCUCUCUCACCCCUCCUUCUCUCUCUCCUCAGAAACCCCCAGGGCCUCGCCCCGAGACAUGGGCCCACUGGUGUGGGGGGCCGUGGGGGGGACACUGCUGGUGCUGCUACUUCUGGCUGGGGGGUCCUUGGCCUUCAUCCUGCUGAGGGUGAGGAGGAGGAGGAAGAGCCCUGGAGGAACAGGAGGAGCAGCCAGCGGCGACGGGGGAUUCUACGAUCCGAAAACUCAGGUGUUGGGAAAUGGGGACCCUGUCUUCUGGACACCAGUAGUCCCUGGUCCCAUGGAACCAGAUGGUGAGGAGGAGGAGGAGGAGGAGGAGGAGGAAGAGAAGGCAGAGAAAGGCCUCAUGUUGCCUCCACCCCCAGCACUCGAGGAUGACAUGGAGUCCCAGCUGGACGGCUCCCUCAUCUCACGGCGGGCAGUUUAUGUGUGACCUGGACACAGACAGAGACAGAGCCGGGCCCAGCCCUCCCGCCCCCAACUGGGCCACGCCGGCCUAGGGUUCCAGACUGGUUGGACUUGUUCGUCUGGACAACACUGGAGUGGAACCCUGCCUCCCACUUUCCUGGGACUUGGAGGGAGGUGGAACGGCACACUGGACUUCUCCCGUCUCUAGGGCUGCAUGGGGAGCCCGGGGAGCUGAGUUGUGGGGAUCCAGAGAGGACCCCCACCCCCAGAGACUUGGUUUUGGCUCCAGCCUGCCCCUGGCCCCGUGACACUCAGGAGUUAAUAAAUGCCUUGGAGGAAAACAU